AUGUACCAAGGGACGGAAUACAUUUCAAUGUUUAGACCACCUUCACAAUCGAGUAUGGAAGAAACCAGCAAUCCUUAUACGAAUUUCGCAUCUAUUUCCCAAACAUCAGGAUCUUCACACGAUAAAGUUGGUCAGUCCCAAGAGUUUAUAACUCAGGUGUUUAAACGUUCCUUAGCAGAUUCGUCAGUACCACGAAUCACACAGACCAUAGUUUCAGGGGAUUGCUGUAGUGAAUGUUGCCCUGUGGUUGCUGCACAGGCUGCUUCAUCUGCUCGAAAGACGGAAUCUAACCACAUUAUGAAUGAGUCGGAUCUGCCGAGUCAUUAUUACCAACCACCCCUUACUCAAAACAUGAGCAGUUAUGAUAAUUUCUCCGUAGCUCCUCGACAAUCAUUAUCUGCCUUUCGUUCCAUAACAUCACCUCAACUUCACAAGAUAAUACAGGAAGAAAGUAAUUUGUCACCUGUUUCCAACAAUCGGAAUGAAACUCCAACUUAUUAUGUUCAUGGAUUAGGUUCUGAUUUUUCUAUUAUAUCAAAUAUUAGUAAUAAGAAUUCAAGAGCUCGGGUUCCGGAAAUCUCCGAGAGUUACGGCCCGUCUAGUAAUGGUAAUCCUUCCACAAAUUCACGGGGCAUGAUGUCGUCGCAGGAGAAUAAUACUAGUCUAACAAACGAUCCUAUAUUAGAAUCGAGUAUAACUGAAAAAAGGGAUAAUAGCACAUUAAGUAGAAUACUUUCUCGAUUAUCACCAGACUCUGUGUCGGGAACAAAAAGAAAACAUGACGAAAUUAUUGAUGAGGCACGAUGUCUUUGGGCAACAUGUGCUGCUGUGUUUAGGUCCAUUGACGAUCUAAUACCUCAUCUUUCAAAGCUGCACGUUGCCGGUCGUAGUAAAGGAAAUUUGUGUAGAUGGGCAUCGUGUUCAAAGGAAAAGGAGGGGAGUGAUGAGUUGAUUCAGCAUUUAUGCUCAGAUCACUUGGGAACGCAAAAGCCUCAACACGGAUGCAAAUGGAAAGGAUGUUAUUUGCGAUUUGUCACAUUUGAAGAAUUAACAGGUCACGUUAGUGAAGGUCACAUCGGUUGCGGUAGAAGUCAAUAUAUUUGCUAUUGGGAACAAUGCGAUAGAAAGGGACGCCCGUUCACCCAACGCCAAAAGGUUAUGAGACACAUACAAACACACACAGGAGAUAAACCAUACCAAUGUACGGUUUGCAAAAAAAGAUUUUCGGAAGCAAAUAUAAUGACGCAACAUAUGAGAACACACACUGGCGAGAAACCGUAUAAAUGUCCACAACCUGAAUGCGAUAAGACAUUUUCAAUUUCCGGAGCUCUUACUAUACAUCUGCGCGUGCACACAGGCGAAAAACCUUUCAAAUGUAAAUUUGAGGGGUGCGUUAAAUAUUUUGCCGAAUCUUCAAAUCUUACCAAACAUUUGUCACUUGUAACAAGAAAUUUUCAAGACCGGAUCAGGUUACACGUCAUCAGAAGACCCACGCCAAAUAGUUCAAAUAGUUCUUACGUUGAAUGGAACGGAUGA
Messenger RNA from Acaulospora colombiana, 1536 nucleotides. The record is from the annotation of a GenBank genome assembly. Lineage: Eukaryota; Fungi; Glomeromycota; Glomeromycetes; Diversisporales; Acaulosporaceae.